AUGAAUUCAACUCAAACAUUUUCAUAUCUUCAAAAGAACCCUUUGAACAAAAUUAUUGGUCUUUCAGUAAUUCUAUCCGUUGGGUUUCUCUUGGUUAUAUUGGCAGGGAUAUACGGAAAUUGGUUCCCUAUUAUAGUUGGCAUUAUAUUUGCUGUAGCACAUUUGCCAGUGGCAAUCACUAAGAACAUUGCUAGUAAUUCCGACUAUGAUUUCAAUUUUGAUUCUACAACCACUAAUUCCAGGGCUGUGAUUGAAAUUGGGCAGUUCUUGACGGCUUUCCUAUUGGUGAGUGGGGUUUAUUUACCUAUACUAUUAAACCACUCUUUGAUAUUGACGAAAACAGCUAUGGUUUUAACAAUAGUAGGCGGUUUAUUAAUUUACGGUACCGUAUAUACUUUUAGUCAUUAUUUUGAUGAGCCACAGGACGAGGAUGGUUUGGCUGACCUCGGAGGAGGUGUUAUUUGA
Molecule: messenger RNA, 465 nt
Organism: Candida dubliniensis CD36
Lineage: Eukaryota; Fungi; Ascomycota; Pichiomycetes; Serinales; Debaryomycetaceae
Exons: 1
Coding region: 1-465 (154 amino acids)
Biological process (GO): late endosome to vacuole transport via multivesicular body sorting pathway
Cellular component (GO): Vps55/Vps68 complex; endosome
Source: RefSeq, a predicted model, not a curated record